UAUUUUGCAGUCAGGACGAACAGUACUUCAUCAAUGGCAAACUCCCUGACUUCCACCAAGUGGACAUUCCUGACAUUUGGAUCGGUCUUUCAGAUAAGGACAAAGAUGGAGAAUUCAAAUGGGUGGAUAAAAGCACGGUUCAGUUUUCUAACUAUGGUCCUGGUUGGCCAGUGAACACCGUAGGUAUCUGGGACUGUGGGCAGAUCUUCACAGGAAACUAUGACGGCCCGUGGGAAACCACCAACUGCUUCAGGAGCCUCGGUUACAUCUGUGAGAUGACAGGUGGACAGAAUCCUAAACCAACUCCAGCUCCUGGUCAGUGGGAUCAACAAUCAUUUUCCAACACAGCACUGUUAAAAACAUUUAGUAUUUACAGGUGCUUCAUGUUCCCUGCAGACUCCCACUGUGACAACGGGUAUCUGCUGUACAGAGACUUCUGUUAUCACUUUGAGACAGAGACAGUGAAAAGUUGGCAAGAUGCUGAGGAUCACUGUACCAGUGAGCAGGGUCACCUGGUCAGCUUCCAUUCAGAAGAAGAGCUCAGCUUUCUGACUGCCCACAUGCCGGCAGAGGCCUGGACUGGACUGAACGACAUCCAUGUUGAAAACCAGUGGGUGUACACCGAUGGAACUCCUGUGGACUUUGUUCUGUGGGAACCCAACCAGCCUGACAACUUGCAGAACAAUGAGGACUGUGUCCACAUCCGAGGGAUGAACCACCAGAACGCUGGGAAGCUCAACGAUGACAUCUGCACUGCCUCAAAGGAAUAUGUCUGCAAAAAAGGUCUGACACUCUCACUAGUCAAAACCUCAAUGCUCUUCCCUUUGACUUAAUGUUCUUUGAAAUCCGCAGCCAAAGGAGCAGGUCCUCCUCCUCAGCCCCCGACAUCUGG
This is a messenger RNA of Cynoglossus semilaevis (tongue sole), 892 nucleotides long. RefSeq names its product low affinity immunoglobulin epsilon Fc receptor-like. The record is from RefSeq and is a predicted model, not a curated record. The transcript has 5 exons. Bases 276 to 833 code for a protein of 185 amino acids. NCBI's taxonomy places the organism in Eukaryota, Metazoa, Chordata, Actinopteri, Pleuronectiformes, Cynoglossidae.